Molecule: messenger RNA, 7743 nt
Organism: Trichoderma gamsii
Lineage: Eukaryota; Fungi; Ascomycota; Sordariomycetes; Hypocreales; Hypocreaceae
Exons: 3
Coding region: 1-7743 (2580 amino acids)
Source: RefSeq, a predicted model, not a curated record
AUGGAGGGCUCGCACAACCAAGUGAGGCGAGCUCAGACUUCUCUAAACCAAGACUCUCAGUCAACAAGCUACCAGGUCAAUGUUAAGCGCAACAAGACACGAAAAUGGGUUGAGGCCAAGGUCCAAAACUAUGACGGCGACGACUGGGGAGCUGACGAGUACGACGAAGAGUCUGAUCACGACGAGUCGGCCACGCCUCCGCCCAUCAACCCCUCGCUGCGCACCUUUACCGGCACCGACCUGCUACACUCUCGCCACAACACGCCCAGCCCGGCCUCGAGCUUGAGUGCGCUGCCGUCGCUGCGAUCCCAGGUUCCGCAGCCUCCCGCCGUGCCACCCAGCGAGUCUCCGCGCAUUGCAGUGGCGUCGCCUGAUGUGUCGGACCUAUCGAUCCGCAGCGCCUCGGACUCGAUUGCCAACGACCAUGUGGUAUCACCCCAGUCUGUGCCGGCGCGCGACGACGGCAACGGCAGCAAUCAGUCGUUGGCCGGCAUAGCUCAGCUGCCCUCGCAGGCCCAACAGCUUCAGCAAGGCCCAAGCGGCUUCAACGUGUCGCGCACUUCCAGCUUUGAACAGGCCGUGAAGCCCUCGUCCACUCCUCCCGUUGCUGGUGAUCGUUUCAUGACGCCGCCGCAGAAUCCCGCCACAUCCCCACCGCCCGCAGACCAACCGCCUCCCGUCAUCUAUUCCCCCGAUAACUACAGUCGUCUUGCGGACGAUAGUGAAGACCAGGCGGCUUUAGCGCUUGCUCCGACUGCCACCGCUGGAAGCGAUCAAGGUGCAUUUGUGCCGGCACCUUUGGCUAGAGAAGAUACACGUGAUACCUGGGAAAGAGACGAGGAGCCUUCAUCUUAUGCUGACCAGCCCGGCGGCCUGGGAAUCCAUCCAGACGUUGUUGAGUCUCAAAUUGACCGUGGGCGAAUGUCUGUCAGCCCCAAGCUGCCGGACCUUUCACGUAUGUCUGCCUUUGGAACAGACCUCUUCUCAUCGUCUACGAGCAACAAUAUUCCAAAAGAACCCGUUAUUAAUGAAGUGCGCGGGGAUACAGGUGAAGAACCGACUGCCAGCUCAGCAGCUGCCCUUCCAGCCAUUGACUACAAUCAAACCAGUCUAUCGGCUGAAGGCCAAGACCAUUCAGAGAUAGCGGGCGGUGCGCCUUUCUCUCAAUCCGCCGAUCUAUUUCCCGGCAGAAAUAUUCCUUCUGUCCCCCCUUUGCGAACGCCUAGCCCCCACGAGCCACGAACCGCCGGUCCCAUGUUUGACUCACAAGGCACGAAAAUCACUCCUACAGAGCCUCUUCAGCCGGGCAGGACAGCAUCUUUGGCAGAGGUUGAGAAUCCUCAGCUGUUCCAAACAAUGCAGGCUUACAGCGCCAGCACAUCGUCUCCCGUUAAAGAUAGCCCCCUGAAAGAGAACGACGUGCUUAGUGAUGAGAUCAUGCGGACUCUCAGCCCUUCGGGUGUAAUUGCUGCUGAAGCCAAGCCCUUUAGCGAUGGCCCUCAGCUGCAUCCAGCGGGAGAUGGAAGUGCCGUCAGAGAGAGCAGCUACACUCUUGGAGAUUACGAUAGCUACUGGGCAGAUGCUGCAGGAAGCGUAGAUGAGGCGCCGGCACCGCCAUCUGAGACUCUCGCCACUCCACAGCCGCCUCAGCAAUCGGCACAGGAACAGCAGCAAGGAGAGGGAGCAGAGGAAUCACUGGAGCCUCAUUCUUCACUCAGACGGAGGUUUUCUUGGGAGGACGAGCAGCGCACUCCAACCAACCAGGCGCAGACUCCCACUCCCCUUGCAGCCCCGCCAACAGACGAUGGAUCUUCUGCUCCUGCGCUUCACCUUACUGCGCCGUCUGGCCAGCAACUUGAGCCAUCCGUGACGAACCUGAGUAACGAGUCUCGUAGCCAUAGCCCUGUAUCCCAGCUGUCGCAGGCACUGCCGGCGGGAUCGGGCGUGGGUGCACCGCUGUCGCUUCAGACAUCCCUCCCGGGGCAGGACUCGUCACUUCCAGAGCCUCCCUCUCCGGUGUCUGUGUCUGUCCUCAGUGACAAGCCUUCUACCACGGCCCAUGAACAGGCGCGCCAAUCCAUUGUGGAUGAAAAGCCUUUGGCGGACCGGGGAUCCGUCAGUCUGGAGACGGGAACUCCACCUCCUGCAGAAUCUCACCCGGCCGUAUCUUCACCGACUUCUGCAGCGUCGGUACCCGCUCCACAGACCCCUGUUCACAAUGCGGCACUCCUCCAGGCCAAAGCAAUGAAUUUCAAGGACAUCAUGGCAUUGUCGACGCCUGUGGAGAGGAUAGGCAAGUAUGGCGAAGCGCGCCAGAUCUUGGCUGCCAGAGACUCUGGCCUGGACACUUGGCUGGUGCACAUGACGGCCGAGCAUCCCGAUCUCCCGGCCUCCAAGUCUGUUCCGGGCCUGACGUCUCCGUUGACUAACAAUGCUGCUCUGCCGGCGGGAUCCCAGGCCUCCGGUCAACAGCCCUAUUACCAGCAGUCGCCGAGCACAGCCGGGCCCCAGAGCGGCGGCGGAGGUGGCGGCGCUCGCUCCAGGUUGGGUGGAUUGUCGAUGCCAUCUCAGAUGUCCGGCAGCGCGCUGAGCCACUCGGGCAAAGAGAUUGGCAACAAGAGCAAGGAGUUCAUGCAUUCAGCUGGAAAGAUGGGCAAGGGACUGUUGAGCAAGGGCAAAAGCAAGCUGCGCGGAAGCGGGGACAAGGCCGAUACUACCGUUCCUCCGGACCAUCCCGUCCCCCACAAACCGCAUCGACGCUCGACAUGGCGCUUCAGCCUCGAGCCAAGACCGCAGGACGAUCCCGCCCCACAUACCAGCAGCGUCGAGAUUAAAGAGACGACUCCGCCACAGCUGCCCGACCCGUCCCCGAUCUCACCCUUGAACGCCGCAUCGGGGCCUGGAUCGGCCUUUCCGUGGGCCGUCGACAACGACAUCCAGCACCAGGACGUGUCGCCCGUCAAAGAAUCCAUCGACGACGACGAACACGUCAGACUGGGCGAAUUAGUAAUCGCCAGUUCCUUCCUGCCCGGGGCUUAUGCGUCAGCAGAGCACGAGGCAGGCGCAGGCUUCUUCCCCGCCGGCCAGCCGGGGGCGUCGGACGUGAACUUGGACAUGGUGACACCGGACGACUGGGUCAUGGUGCAACACCAAGGCGAGCAGAGCCAGGCCCAGCGAAUGUCCAUGUCGCACCGAGCAAUGGCGACGCAGGCGGCCGCGGGUCCUGGAGCUGGAGCUGGAGCUGGAGCUGGAGCUGCUGUCGGAGCUGCUGUCGGGGCUGCAGCCGGAGCUAAUGCGCCCCAACAUCAAGCCUGGCAGCCACCAACCCAAUCCCAAACUCAAAACCAGCCCCAGAGCGGCCCGGAUACGCCCCAGCGCAACUCGUCCUUCAUCGGCCUGCCGCCCAUCAGGCGAGGCUCGACGUUUGGCCCCAAGCCCAAGGCUCGACGGGCCACGGAGCGCUUCUCUCUGGACGAGGAGGAUGACGACGACAACAAUAACGCCGACGACGCCAAUGGCUGGGCUGUUGCCGGCACCGACGGCAACAAUGGCGUAGGUCCUGGCGGCUUCGACAGGCCGGUAGCAGCUUCUACAGACGCCUUGAUCAAUACGAACAAAGCCCUUCCCCCUCAGCCAAUGCAAGGGGUACCGCUGCCGACGGCAGUCAACUUUAGUCAGGGGCAGCCCCCUAAUGCGGGUCACCAGUAUCAGCAACCACAGCAGCAACAAUAUCCUGGAGGACCUCAUCCUCAAUUCGCCCAGGGCGGCCCCCAAAAUGUGCCUUCGGGAAUGCCUGCGCCGAUAUUGAGUAGCUUAGUCCAAAAACCUCCGCCAUCAGGUUGGGUACUGGAAGAAAGCCAUCUAGCUGCGCCACUUCAAGUCACCAAGAAGCGUUCUGGCACAGAUAUUGCACAGCAGUUUGCCUACAGCGCAUACGAUAAAGAGCUUGGUCUAGAAUACCCAGCUCCUCCAAUGCCUCCUACUCAGGCCCCUCUAGGGCGAUUCAGGAGCGAUGUGCCUCCGUCAUCUGCUCGGCGCUAUCCAGACUUGUUUUCUCUCUCUCCCGCGCAAGACCCGCGGCAGCAGCACGUUCGAGGCCAAGGAAUUCCCCCUCCCCAGAUGCAACAAGGCCGCCCGCCUAGAGACGGAGCAGCUGGCCCACGACAGCAACAACAACAACAACAACAACAACAACAACAACAACAGAUGCAGCAGCAGGGUGGACCAGACAGCCCCGCGAGUGGUGUGACAACUGAUGACCGUGGCCGUAGGAGGAAUUCUGGCAUAUUCAGAGACAUUGGAACACGACUUGCGAGAGCCACCUCAAGAGAACGCCGAAGCUCUGUUUCAGACGCUAGACCGCGAGGAGACGAAAUGUCCGAAGCCAGCGUGGCAACGGAAGACGCCUCGGAUCGAAAGAAAAAGCGAGCCAGCUUUUUCGGACUCGCUGGCCGCCCUAUAUCGGCAGAUCAGGCUCCUCGAAAUCAAGCUGGAGGUGUGGAGGUGCCCACUGACUCUCACGAAGAGCGGAAGCGCUCUCUGUUCAGUGGCAAGAUUGGCCCUGGUAAUUUUUCUCGCUCGUCUACCUCAAAUUCCGCGUUUGAGCAAGCUGCUGGUCCUGGUAGCGAAGCAAAUCCUCAAAAGAGGAGGAUAUCCGAUAUCGCCAAGGUAUCCGGCAUUGUUGGCCUGUUUGGUCGCUCCCGUCAAGAUCGAGAUCGGACUUCAAUGGGCCCAAUGCCCACGUCCCAACAGAGCGAUGACCAAAGACAGGUCUCUCAAGCGACGAUCCAGGCACCACCUAUGCAACUGCCGUCUUUGGACUUUGCAUCUGACCCGCUGGAUUCAAUGUCUAGCUUAGGAUUCGAGGAAUCACUCCAAGAUUACCGCCAGGAAGAGCAGCCUCCUCAGAAGCAUCUUACUGACUCUCACCUUCACUCUGCUCCUCUUGACAACUCUAUCAAUUUUCAAGCCAGAGCAGUCUCUCCGCUGUCCAAUAUUGUGAGCACCCAAGAAGAGGCAGUUCCUGCAGCGGUGGCAUCGCCUCCGAUUAAUCAAUUAGCACAAGGAAUGGGUCAGGACAAUUCUCAAGUCGGCCAAGAUCUUGCGGGCGGCGAGGGUUUGGAAGCGCCGCUUGGGCUCAAAGCCGAUUCGACGACGGACGAAAAGACUCCCAAGCUUCAGGAUUUCAUGUUCCAAGAAAAGAUGGCCGCUCUUCAACUCAAGGGAUUGGACGAUGACGUGAGCGAAGAAGAGAUUUCACGAUCACAAACAGUGUCUCCAGACAUUUCCAUAUCGUCCAACCUCAAGGCGGAGGAGCAUAUCCUGGAGCGAAAUGAGAUUUUAGUUACGCCGCCUCCUGAGGCGUCUCUUCCUGCACCUGCACCUGCUGAUUUUGAUGCUAUCAAUCAGUCUGCUGCUACAAAGGAUCUACCUCCAUCGAUCCAUUCUUUCCCAUCCGUCUCUUCGCUUCGUGAAAAGUCGGAUGCCAAGUCUGUUCAGCAGGAAGAAUUCUCUUUGCACCAAGCCAAAGAAGAGGAAGCGGCAAUUUCUCGUGAGGCCUCGCCACAGAUGACAAAGUCGGAGGUAUCUAGCAAAGCUGUAACGCCGGCGUCUGAGCACCAGCAGCUGCACUCGCCAGCUUUGGCCGUUGUGAAGCUGCCAGAGGCGCAGAAUGCCGAUCCUCUAGCCACUCUCCAGUCUCAGGUUCGGCCUGAAUCCCAGCAAAGUCCGGAGACUCAACAGAGAUCCGAGCCUCAGCAAGGACCUGAGCCUCAACAGGGAUCUGAAACUCAGCAGCGACCUAUAUCUCAGCAACGACUUGAGUCUGAGCAACAGCUUAUAUCUCAGCAGCGGCCGACAUCUCAGCAGCGACUUGAACCUGAGCAACGUCCCGAGCCUCAACAACGACCCGAAUCUCAGCAACGGCCUAUAAUUCAGCAGCGGCUUCCACUGGCAUCAAACCAGAGACAGCAAUUUCAGGAUUUCUCUCAGCUAUCAACUGUUCCCAUUGAUAAAAACCAACCAGCGCUGCAGCAGCGGUCUCAAUAUCCGCCCUCCGUGAGCGUUUCCAAUGCCUCUGUCGCUUCAGAGGCGUCGACCCCAGUCUACAGCCACCGGCAAUCUGGAUCACAAAAUCUCUUCUCAGGACUUCCUGUUCUAUCUGGGCGAGCAUUUACUCAACCCCCAGAUGGUUCACCUCAACAGAAAGAAAACCAGGGAUCGCGAUGGAAGGGAUUUAGGAACCGAGUGACGGAGCAAAUUUCCCAAAAGGCGCAGCCGCAGCAACAGCAGCCGCCUCAGUUGCAGCAGCAACAGAGCCAGGGCAAGACUCCAGUGGGAGAGAAGAUCAAGGCCAAUAAGCUGCUGGGAGCUCUCAGACGAACCUCGAAGCAGCAAGAGCUUGUCCAAACUCAAGGCCCCGAGCCGUCUCCCAGCGCUAGACAGCUUCCACACCCGAACCCAAACCCACAGCCUCGUCCGCAGGGAUAUCAGCCGCAGCCUGGACAAGUGCAGAGGCAGGGGCAGGGGCAACGGCCUGUUGUAAAUCAAUACUCGCAGCCGUCUAUGCAACAACCUAUGCAGCAACCUAUGCAGCCACCCAAUCUUCCCCGAGCAAAGACUAUGCCCCCUGGGGCUCUGCAGCAACAGGGCGCGCCGCCGCAAGGCCAAACUCGUUCAUCAGAGCCGCGUUAUGAAAGCGUCCCGAUUCCCAGAGGCUAUGCAGCGGUGCACGGCGAGGGUAGAAUCGUGCUGUCACCAUAUCAACCAAAUCCUCGUCAACAGAUGUCACAUGGUCAGUUUGCUCCUGUACCAUCACACAUGCAGCAGCAGCAGCCGCAGCCGCAGCAUCUGCAUCUUCACCCUCAACAACAUCCGCAACAACAUCCGCAACAACAUCCGCAACAACAUCCGCAACGACAAUGGCAGGGAGCUCACCCUCCACCCAUGAGUUAUCAGCAUCAGCAUCAUCAGCCUCAGCCGGCCCAAUAUCACGGAGCCCAGCAGUCACCUCCAAUGGUUCAAGGCCCGGUUUCGGCACCUUUGCCUCAUGAGAGAUCUUUGCAUAUGAGAUUUCCAUCCGAUCCUCGAUCUGACUACUUUAACUCUCAGAGCCCCAGCUCGCUGAAUGCGCAGCACAAUAGGCAUCAUUCUCAAAGCAGCCAGAAUAGCAGAGCUGGACUGCCGCGACCAUCCAGUGAUUUGGGUGGCAAUCUGGCAAAAUCGCAAUCGGCCAGCCCGAAGCCGUCUGAAAGAGAAAACCUACCUGUCGCGAAUGGUCUCCGAUCUGCCUCACGAAGUCCAGCUGUGUCGGUUGGGGCCGAUCAGAAGCCAAAUUUGAAUGAAACAAAAUCAGACAAGGCUGACGAAUCGACUCGAGCUUCAAGCCUCGGCAUCGAUAUAGAAAAGGCUCAACAGCUGGAAGAGGACGAUCUUUAUUCUGCUACGCCUAGAAAGCUGGAGGAUGGCGUGCAACCCACUGUAUCUCGAACCAUGUCGAACGAGCAGGCAGAAACUUCGACAGCUGGAGCCGCACAGACAAACGUGAAGCGAUCUAAUACUGUGGUGGCUGAAUUAGAGGACACCGAAGAAGCACGCAAGCGAGCCAUUAGACUGGCAUCACAAGAGGAGAAGAUAUUCUACGAGCCGGAGGACGAGACGCCCAAAAUGAGUGCGACUAGCUAUCCCGGUCAAGAAUGGAACCCAUUUGGCGAGCAAGAAUUUGCAGACUGGAGAGAAGAAUGA